Molecule: messenger RNA, 4049 nt
Organism: Mytilus trossulus (common blue mussel)
Lineage: Eukaryota; Metazoa; Mollusca; Bivalvia; Mytilida; Mytilidae
Product: tumor protein p53-inducible nuclear protein 1-like
Exons: 3
Coding region: 228-977 (249 amino acids)
Biological process (GO): positive regulation of DNA-templated transcription; autophagosome assembly
Cellular component (GO): autophagosome; nucleus
Source: RefSeq, a predicted model, not a curated record
CAAAUAUGGUGAGAACAAAGGAAAAUAAACCAAUCAAAAUCCAUUUCAAAAACGUAAACACAGCUGCCUUGUGAACCAGUGAAUGCGUUGUGACUGGUGUUUGGGUUGAACAGCUGAGCAGAAGGUGACGCAGGUACAUUAUUCAGAUCCUGUACGUUUAUUUGGAUUACAUUUUCGACAGUUCACCUUAAUUGUAACAGAACUUAGCUUAAGAAAGAAUCGAGACAAUGUUCAGCAGUGUAACAAGUUAUUUCUUUGGUGGAUCAACUGAUUCAGAGCAGAACGAUGUUGAUCUCCAGACAAAGCCAGCACCAGAGAAAGAUCAAGACUGGAUUCUUGUCGAUUUACCAGAGAAAUCACCUGUGCCUUCUAUAAUACACACACCAGUAUGUAGUGAUAGUGAAUCGGACAACCAACGAAGCUCAAACAAUGGUUCUCCGUGUUCUCAGGGUUCACCUGUAUCACGAUACUGUUUACAUUCUAAAAAAGGUUGUUAUAAUGAAAAUUGGAUAAUCACACCUCCACCAUGUUUUCUAGCAGGGGGAAGUAACUCAUCAAAUGUAGAGAUGACACCAAUGGAAAAUUUAUUAAUAGAACAUCCAAGUAUGUCAGUCUACAACAGCCGAUGUUCAGGCAGCACAGGUGAUGCAAGUGACUUAUCUGAAUCAUCCAACGAUGAUCAGUCGCCAUCAGCAACAAGAAAAAUCCUUCCAAGAAAAGUCAAGACUGCAAUGGCACGACAAGAUCCAAGGAAACCGAAUGCAGUGGCAGCUAGAGCUGGAUUGGUAUCACAGAUCCAAAUGGUUAAAAGUUCUCAAAGAUCUCUGAAACAAUCCGACAGCAAAAAACUUUCACGUCAUAAUCUUCAACGACUCAAUAAAUCCUUAAACCACCAGAUCGGAGGUGGUAAACCCUACAACAAAUCAGGACGCAUUCAUUGUCCAGCUGGACGUAGCAACGCUCAGAUGAAGCACUGAUUGAACUCUUCCAAAAUGUUAGCAAUAAAUGUUAAAUUUUAGUUUUUAAGGUGUAAGAAAGUAGAUAUUUUAUUCCAAUUUGUGUAAGUUAUUUUAUUAUUGUUGACAUACACUUUGAUCCUGUUAGAUUAUGUUGUUAUUUGUAUCAGUUUUUACAGUGUUAUAAAAUAACCUCAGUUUAAAUGCAUAAAUUUUAAACUUUUGUGUAGUCUGCAGUAUAGUCAUGACUUAGAAUGCUUUUUGAUCUGUAUUAAAUCUUGCAACUUUAUGAUUUAUUUUUAUUUUCAUUGCUUAAUUAAGUAAUCAUUAAAUGUUCAAGUGGAAACGCUUACUUAAUACAUUGUACAUGUAACGUUUGUUAUCGGUAAAUCAUUUUUUUCUGUGUGUCUGAUCAGUGACGAUGUAACAUCCAUGUAAUAAGAAUUUUACUGAAAGGUAUAUUUGUUGUACAUGUAUAUUGUACAGAUGUAAAUAAUGAAAAGAAAUAUCUGCAUUUGUCAUUUUUUUUUUAAGUAUGUUAUAAGACAAUGUACAUGCAUGUAAAAGAACAUAUUAAUAAGAACUUAUGUAUUGAUUUAAAUAAUGCUAAGAAAAGAUGAUAGGAAAUUUGCUUAUGAAAAUCAUAUUCAGUAUGACAAAUAUAAGCUGUAUAUAUUUAUUUUAAACUACGCGUGUUACAAAUAAUUUUAAACUAAUUGAAUUUGAUGCUAAAUGUGUGCAAUAAAUAGAUUUUAUUACAAUUAAAUUCUAAUAUAUUUAUAUCUUUUAAGGUAGAGUAGAAUUUGAAAAUACUAUGUAUGUUAUCAGGAAGUUUUUAAUCUCAGAAUGUUUUUUUGUACAGAAAUCAUUGUAAUUUUUGUGGUGAAAACCUGACAACAACUAAAUUGUUUUAUGUAAAUUAGAUUGAGGAUUCAAACUCAUAAAAAUGUAUAUCACCCACCAGCUAACCUUUAUUCAAAUUGUUGAGUUAAGAAAAUGUUUAUACCAGCUCUAUUAAAACUAGAUUUGUGUUAAAUUUCAAACCACCGUAUGAACUAGUAAUGUUUUAGAAAUAGAAGCUGACACGUUUUGAAUUUCAAACCAUCGCCAAAUCAUUUAUUUUGCUUACUUUUUAAUUUUAAAAAAUCAUGUACAAUUCUCCACAUGUUUUUUAACCAUAUGAUGCCAGUAAUUUUAAUGACUUAAAUGCCAUCCCAUUGUGAAUAAAAUAUCAUAAUUUUACCAUCACACAUGUAAAUAUAAAUCAUCUAUGCAGCUUUACAUCGUCAGAUUAUGAUCGAAUCUGUGAUAUAUGAUAUAAAAUUCAUUCAAAAUAUUCUCCACAAUGGGUAUAAGAAUAUAUGCGGGUCUAAAAUGUAAAUAAUUAGCUAAAUUCUUGUAAAUAUUGAACUUCAAUGUCUCUACUAACAGCAGAAGAUAAGAGACUCAGAGAGUUGAGAAAUACAUCUUUUUAAUACUGCGUUAAAGAUUGGAUAAAAGUAUAAGAGAAACAUUAAUUGCACUUGUUAUACUAAGGUGUUGACCAUUUAUAGAGCUUUAGUAGAUAUUUUUUUUAUAUUUUUAAAGUCAGAUAUGUUCCAGAAAAUAUCCUGAUUUAAUAUAUUGUAACUGGUAUGUUUGACAGUUGGAACACAAUUUUCUAAGAUCUUCUGGUGGAAUCAAAUGGCAAUUCUCAAAUAAGUUUUGUGGUCUGUGAAAUUGACUAAGGGUUUUACAGUCCGAAACUUUUUCCUUCUUUUUGCUGUUGUAGAAUGCAUUUUUUUUUUUUUUUUUAUCAAAAUGCAUUUCAAAAUUUCUAAAAGUUAAGGAAUAUGAGAUACUCUUAUGUCUUGAAUGGGCAAAAAAGUCUCAAAGACUAAGGUAGCAAUAUAUGUAACAUGUGUUAUGUUAAAAUAUCCAAUCUGUCUUAUUUUUAUCCAAUCUUUAGUCAGACUAUAGCUUCAACAACACGGUAAAAGAUCUCAGUCUUUUUUGUUUGGUGCAUACUUUUAGUGAGGUCCAGAGUUGCGAGAAAUAGUUAUGUGGCCAAGAAAUGUCUGAAAGAAUUUGUUAAAAUGUGAAAAUGUAACAAUGAGUGAAUAAUCUUAACAUUAAAAAUCUAAGUAAGCCAGCAGUCAAUUUGAAACGUCCAAAUUAUGUAAAUGCAGAUUUUUUUUUUACAUUUUAAAAAUAUGAUAUAUUCUAUAAUUGCAUGUUCCAUUUUUUAACACAAAAAAAAUGAAUAAAAGAUAUUAACAAAAAUAAAAAAUAAAUUAAAAUCAGAAACAAUUGUGACAAAAAUGGAAAAAGGUAAAAUAGUAUAAAAAAAAUGAGAAAAAAUGUAAUAAAAAUGUAAUAAAAAAUCCAAAAUAUUUGUCAUAGAAUUUAAACAUACAUGUUUUUUGUAUACAUACACACACUACUGUCUCCAAUCCUCAAAGAAAGUUAUUGUAUUGGAUACCAGUACAAAGUUAGCUAACUGUUUUUUUUAUAACCUUUACAAGCUUAGUUACUAUUGAGUAAAUACAAUUCCUGGCUUUGUCAUAGGUAAUAAAAUCACAAAUUUAUUUUAUUUAUAUGUACUAAAUUUUGUAAAAUCAUGGCCAAAACUUGAAUGAAUUACUUCAACAUUAAUUGAAUAAAUUUUUAAGGUGGUCCAUUGUCCAGUCACCACUGUCUAACAGGAUUUAUCCUAAACACCUGAUUUCAAGAAACCUUUUUGGCUUUUUCCUCAGAGGUACCAAAAUUAAUGUAGUCUUUUGUAGCAAAGUUACAGAAUAAUUUUGGAUAAUACAAAUAAUUAUGGUUAUCAAAGUUGAAAUUGAAACAAUAUGUGGUCGUUAUUUUUUUUCUUCAUUGAAAAAUGUAGUUCUGUUAUUUUGUCAAAAUCAUAAAGUAAUGUCAAUCUUGUCAAGUUUAAAAGUCUUAAACUGAAUUUUGAUCAUCAGUAGAUUUUAGACAUUUUUAUUAGGGCUAAAUCUGUUCCUUUUGAUAAAGUGAUGUUAAUUUGUGUAUGAUGUUGUGAGAGAGAUAUUAGGAAAUUACUAAAUGUGUAUUUUAUUGUUAACACAACAAUAAACUUGUUGCAGUUUA